GCACUGGCCGUCGAUAUGCUCGCGCUGGACCAUCGCCUCGCUCCUGACACUCCUGCAUCCCUGUCCACCAAUCAGCGCCACGGCACCGUCCCGCCCCUCCCGACUCCUCGAGGACACGUGAUCUGAAGCGGUCUGGAAACCUGCCGCUUGCCUUCAGUGCGUUAUUGUGGUUCACAGGUACAGAGGAAUGGCCCUCCGCGAGACUCUGACAAACUCACGGCUCUGCGCGAGCGCACGGACUGAGGACGCAGGACAGUCUCUCUAACCGGCGCUUCGGUGGAUGUUGUAACUUCGGCAUGUCACUCGAAUGGGAUAUAUGAUUUUUGCCCCAUUUGUGGUUCUCAAGCCCCCCUUUGCGUCUUUUUAUUUUUGCCUUGCUUUCUGAGCAUCUCGCUUACCCACUUCCCUCCCGAUACCAUCCCCUCCCCUGUCAUCGCACCCAGACCUCUCUCAUUCCGCAUCUGCACCCUCUCGCUUCGGGCGGAUCCUCGCUCUGGUCAUCCAGAAACAACUGCUCCAUGGGGCACACUCCCUCCGUCGGAAAAUGUCCCUUACUUGGCAUCUAAGCGCACCGGCAAAGUUGACAACAUUGGGACACGGGCAGUCGUUGCGCGUCUGUGAGCAGUGUUGGGGGAACUGAGAUGGGUGUCUCGGUGGCGGCGGCCCUACACGAGCCCCGAAGUCCGCACCAGUGGAGCCGGAUAGUGGGACACUGGGUAUGGAUUGCAGUCUUGUCCUUUCUCGCCACUUUCCCGGUGCAACAACUUGGCGCGUUCCCGUCCUCUCUCAGCGACUGUCAGACUCCAACUGGAUGGAACUGCUCGGGGGAUGAUGACCGGGACACGGAUCUCUUCCUUUGUGACACCAAUACUUGCAAGUUUGACGGCGAAUGUCUCAGAAUCGGGGAUAUAAUAACAUGUAUAUGCAACUUCAAGUGCAACAAUGAUUACGUUCCUGUGUGUGGCUCCAACAAUGAAAACUAUGAAAAUGAGUGUUUUCUGCGGAGAGAUGCCUGCAAGCAGCAGACUGAGAUCCUGGUGGUGUCUGAAGGAUCCUGUCCAGCAGAUGCUGGUUCGGGAUCAGGAGAUGAAGCAGGGAAUGAGGGUUCAGCGGAGAAUGGACAGAAGGAGACGUCCACCUGUGACAUUUGCCAGUUCGGGGCAGAGUGUGACGUGGAUGCAGAAGAUGUCUGGUGCGUGUGUAACAUCGACUGCUCCCACAUCAGUUUUAACCCUGUGUGCGCAUCAGACGGCCGUUCAUAUGACAACCCGUGCCAGGUAAAAGAGGCAUCAUGUCAGCGGCAAGAGCGAAUAGAGGUCAAGUUCCUGGGUCACUGUCAGGGCGACAUGAUUACAGGCACCAAAGCAGGAGAUGGACAGUAUGCCAGAACAGACUACACAGAGGAGAAGCCAGAGGUUUCGGAGGUGGCGAGGGGUCUGUACAUCCCCUGCCCUGAGCACUACAAAAACUAUUGUGUUCAUGGAGACUGUGAAUAUCCCAACAUGCUCUCAACACCUUCCUGCAGCUGUCACUCAGGAUUCAGCGGGCCGCAGUGUGACACUAAGGAGUAUAAUGUGCUGUAUGUGGUGCCGGGCUCUGGAAAGCUCCGCUAUGUCCUCAUCGCGUCCGUCAUUGGGGCUCUGCAGGUGGCCAUCAUAUGUGUAGUGGUGCUGUGUAUCACCCGGAAGUGCCCGCGGACCAACAGAAUCAACCGACAGAAGCAGAACACAAUGCACUACAACUCUGAAAACACCCUCCGCGCCUCCACCCGCCUCAUCUGAGAGAGCAGAGAAACAGGAGAAACAGCGUGGUGUGGAGGACAGGAAAUAAAGAUGAAACAAACUGUCUCUCCGUCCCCACAGAGACACUGCAUCCUGCACACGGUAGGAGAUGGUGGAGGACGAGGGGAUCUACACACGAUGCCUUGCACCUGUGGCACAGGACACUAACAGAGAAUUUUAGGACACCGUGAUAGGACAAGUCCUGUUAUUUGGUUAUGUAUGGGUAAUAUUUCCAAUAGUUAAUUUGUUUGUCUUGAUGGGGUCCUUUUUCUGUAAUGUAAAUAAAUAAUUUAUAUCAGAAA
Messenger RNA from Danio aesculapii, 2083 nucleotides. It is a transcript of the gene tmeff2a, whose product is annotated as transmembrane protein with EGF-like and two follistatin-like domains 2a. The transcript has 10 exons. The record is from RefSeq and is a predicted model, not a curated record. Bases 642 to 1781 code for a protein of 379 amino acids. NCBI's taxonomy places the organism in Eukaryota, Metazoa, Chordata, Actinopteri, Cypriniformes, Danionidae. Gene Ontology annotation, molecular function: protein binding.